UGAGAUAUGUUGCCGAUUGCGCCAAAAAGCGCUAACCAACGUAACCAACCGAGGCACAGGAAUAACUUACUAGUGAACAAACUGCAAGGCUGCAACCCACCAGCCUGUCAUGGGUAAUGCUCAGAACCGAGAGCGUGGCCAGUCGGCGAGCUCAGCGUCGCCAGUCACCAGGGCGACGGUGGCAGAGUCAGCCUUCAGUUUCGACCAGCAGCAGCAGCGGCGGCGCGGCUCGCUGGCGCUGCAGGACGAGGACCCGCUGACGCUGCCGUCGCUGUCGCGGCGCCGCGUCAGCGACGGCGUGGAGCCGACGGCGCCGCCCGUGCCGCCGGCCUCGCCCGCCUCGCUGCCGCACCAGCACUCUGCGCCCAGCGAGGUGCCGGCGCCGUCCGCCGAGCGGCCCCAGCAGCCCCUGCUGCCCGUAGUCAUCCAGUGGAAAAAGGGCGGCCAGGACGUGCAGCUGUGCGGCAGCUUCACCGGCUGGAAGCCCAUCCCGAUGGCCCGCAGCGAGAGCAACAUCAACUCGGAGCACAUGAGCAUCGUCAACCUGCCCGAGGGCCGGCACGAGUACAAGUUCCGCAUCGACGGCCAGUGGGUGGUGGACACCAGCGAGCCCACCGCCGACACCGACGACGGCGACAAGACCAACUACAUCGACGUCAAGGGCUCCGACUUCGCCGCCUGCGAGGCGCUGAACCUGGAGACGGCGCCGGCGGCCGGCGACCUGUCGGGCUCGCCGCCGGGCAGCUACGGCCGCGAGCCGCCGCCCAGCCGCGCCGCCGCCUGGGAGAGCCGGGCCGCCAGCCAGCCGCCGGCGCUGCCGCCCCACCUGCUCCAGGUGAUCCUCAACAAGGACACGCCCGUGUCGUGCGAGCCCACCCUGCUGCCGGCGCCCAACCACGUGAUGCUCAACCACCUGUACGCGCUGAGCAUCAAGGACGGUGUCAUGGUGCUCAGCGCCACCCACCGCUACCGCAAAAAGUACGUCACCACGCUGCUCUACAAGCCCAUCUAGGCUGGUCGGCCGGCCGCGGGGACGAGACGGGGCAGACGGGCCGGCGUCAGGCGGGAGCAGACGCUCGGGUGACCAGAUCACCGCUGAGGCCGGACCAGGAAUCUCGGCGCCAGCCGCCCACCAGUUUGACCAGAUUCACGACACUGAUGAGCUUUUGAGGGCCAGUGGCCGACGAUACCACUUUGUUUUAGGUAUUCAGAAACGUAUGAUAUUAUUACUAGUUUUAGAACAUUUUGCCGUUAUGGGAAUGUUUUUGUUUGCUAGAGGAUUGUUUUGCGUUUCGACACAGUUCGAAAAUGUGUACUCAUUUACGUCGCCGGCUAGAUGCGCGGCGUGUACCCUCUUGCAAAAGUGCCAAAUCUCGGUUCACGUAGUUGAGUGCAGCGUCUGGUGUGUUUUCGUCUCCGAAUUCCGAUUAUCAUUGUAGUUACAGUAGACCCGUAACCCGUUCGGCUGCGUGUCAGUUCGUGAUCGGAAUGCUCGCUCCCUGUGUUCGCUGUUCCCCGGAGACGAGUCACAUCUGUGCAAUACGCGGUGCGGUUCUGCCGUCGGCCGCCAGAGGGCAGGCCGCCCGCCGCAGCUCGCAGCCCGGAGCCGGCGCUGAACCCACGCUGACCGUACACGCACGCAGCUGUGUCCCUGCACCACGCGCUGUGCCAGUAAUCUCUUAGGGAGGCCGCCCCAUGACAUGCUUAGUGGUUAUGUUUAUCGUGUGUUUAUGCUAUCUCAUGACUUGUUUAUGAUCUGGUUCGAAAUUAGGCUAGCCUGCUCAAUCUUGCCAGGAAGGUCUUCUAGUCUGUAUCGCUAUGUCGGUGACUCUUGGAGCUUAUGAUACCCACCUGUUUAUAAAGCGUCGUAUUUUGUAUCGUAUCACACAGCAAUCUCGCCAAUUUCGCACGCGGACUGCCCUUAAGUCUCUUACCGCAGAUGUGCAGCCCGCGGUCCCACAGUCUUUCGGUCUGGACACUGCUUCGUCACAGGGCCCGCUCGAUCCCCCACUGCCGACUCGGCGUCCGACCCCGUGUAACAAACCUGCCGUUCAUGAGCUGUCGUACUACCCGGGGUAGAUCAGCAGGGCCGGGGGAGGCUCAUGUAUUGCCCCCCCCCCCCGCGCGGCGUUCCGGUCAGUCUGAUUCCCCCACGCCCAGCCCAGCGCACUACGUCGAUCUGAACAGGCGCUGUGCGAAUCAAUCAACAUCGCGACAAAUCAACAUUCAGGCUCGUGCAUACUCGCUUUGCGCAUUGCUUACAUGUGUUUGCGCCGUGAUGAUUGUUGGAUGUAUUCGUAAAUGCAUUACAUUGGACU
Molecule: messenger RNA, 2318 nt
Organism: Amphibalanus amphitrite
Lineage: Eukaryota; Metazoa; Arthropoda; Thecostraca; Balanomorpha; Balanidae
Product: 5'-AMP-activated protein kinase subunit beta-1-like
Exons: 3
Coding region: 110-1012 (300 amino acids)
Biological process (GO): signal transduction
Cellular component (GO): cytoplasm; nucleus; nucleotide-activated protein kinase complex
Molecular function (GO): protein kinase binding
Source: RefSeq, a predicted model, not a curated record